Messenger RNA from Anarrhichthys ocellatus (wolf-eel), 4106 nucleotides. Its product is annotated as WD repeat-containing protein 78-like. NCBI's taxonomy places the organism in Eukaryota, Metazoa, Chordata, Actinopteri, Perciformes, Anarhichadidae. Gene Ontology annotation, molecular function: dynein heavy chain binding; dynein light chain binding. Gene Ontology annotation, cellular component: axonemal dynein complex. Bases 1 to 1077 code for a protein of 358 amino acids. Gene Ontology annotation, biological process: cilium movement. The record is from RefSeq and is a predicted model, not a curated record. The transcript is spliced from 9 exons.
AUGGAGCGGGAGAUGUACGCAAUGCAGUUCAGCGUCAGCAGUGAUGACCUUCUGGGUGUGGGCUAUGGUCAGUCUGGCUCCAGUAAGCAGAAACCAGGCCUGGUGUGCUGCUGGUCUCUCAAAAAUAUCACGUGGCCUGAGCGUGCCAUCCAGUGUGACAGCGCUGUGACUUCCCUGGAUUUCUCAUCCAAUAACCCGAGUCAGCUGGCUGUGGGCAUGCAGGACGGCAGCAUUGCUAUCUACAAUGUGAAGAGUCAAGAUAGCGAGUCAUGUGUCCUCAGCAGCAGUGAAUGUCCCAACAGGCACUUGGAUCCAGUGUGGCAGCUCAGAUGGACCCAGCAGGAGUUGAGGCUGACAGGAGAGGAGAUGGUGGAGUCUCUCUUUUCUGUGGCUGCAGACGGAAGGAUCAGCAAGUGGUUUAUCUGCAGCAGUGGCCUCGACUGCAUAGACCUGAUGAAGCUCAAGAAGAUCCAGAGUACCAAGAAGAAGGCAGAAAAUGUUCUGUCAGCUCUUACUCCUGGUCUGUGUUUUGACUUCCAUCCAACCGAAUCCAGUGUCUAUUUGGUCGGCACAUUAGAAGGGCUCAUUCACAAGUGCUCCUUUUCCAACAAUCAGCACUUUCUGGAGACGUACAGGAAGCACUUUUGUCCUGUGAACCGCAUCACAUGGAGUCCACUCUGUCCAGAUGUGUUCCUGAGCUGCUCCUCUGACUGGACCAUCCAGCUGUGGAAGCAGGACCACCAUUUCCCCAUGUUCGGCUUCAGCUCCACCCAGAUAGCAGUAUGUGACAUCAAGUGGUCCCCGAAGUGGGCCACAGUAUUUGGAGCCAUUAAUGAGGAACAACUGGAGAUCUGGGACCUGAAUUCAAGCAUCCUGGACCCAAUCAUUGUGCAGCCUGCUGCGGCUGGUGUGAAGAUGGAGUCCCUGGUGUUCGCCGCACAGACAGACUGUGUCCUGGUAGGAGACAGUGACGGACACGUGACCGUCUACCAGCUCAAGAACCUCAGUGUGGGAGAGAGCAGCCAGGUGGAUAUUCUGGAGGGCAUCCUUCGCUCUGCUGCUCCCAAACAGCUUUAAGAAACACAGACAGAUGUAAACCCAAACCAUUUGGGUUUCUGUCUGCGAACACGACAUCAGUACACAGAAAAGUGUGUCCAGAUCUAUAAGUAACACAGGUGUAUUUUGGCAUAGGUCAUUACUGUACGUUGUCCUUUACUGUUGAAAGCAUCAGACUAAACAUAAUGGUUAAGAUUGUUCAGAGUUCAAGCUUCAAGGGAACAGAAAAGUCACUUCAUUUCAUUUGAAUUCUAUUUCAUUGUUGUGCAAAAGAAGAAUGAAUAUUAUUCUUUAAAUAACACACCAUAUUUCAUUUUUAUGUGACUGUAGUUUAUAAAGUCCUGAAGCCAUUCAAAUCCUCCAAUUCCCCAAAUCAAUGCCAAUGAGCUCAGUGUCUGGUAGCUGGGACCACUCCUGUGGAAUAGACCUACCAUUGCUGAAAUCAAUAUGAAAUAGAACAUAAAUUAUGCUUAUAUUUCAGUCUUAAUCAUCCCUGUAUACUGAAGAGUUGACUGAUUCCUGUGCAUGAUGAAAUGCUUUGAGUCAGAGGUCUGCUGACACCUUGUGACCAGAUUUAGUAGGACAGAAGAUUGAGUGAAAAGAGGUGAAUCUUAUUCGUCUGACUCUACCUGCUUGACCUGCUCGGAUGCUUUGUUGGUCAUACAAAAGUUAAGAUGAGUUUACUUUUCUCCAACUCUCCUGGCUUCCUCUCAUUACUCUGAAUUGAUGUGUUUUCCUUUUAUCUUGUGCAUUUCUAUAUUAUAUAGCAAGCUACCAGGGCUCUCUCUCCUCCUUCAGAUCAAUCAUUUUAAAAUGAUGUAAAGGAUAGUCAGGACAGACAAACAGGAAAAGGGGAGAGGACGACAUGCAGCACAGCACUGCGGGUCGGAUCUGUAAGGUCUCAGCUUUGGUACAUUAACAUUCAAUGAUUGUUGAAGAUUAAACUAGCGGUUGGCAAACCUUUUUGGAUUGUGACCCCUUACAAUAAAAGGGCUCUGGGUGGAACGCCGUGUCACAUUUCAGAUGUGUGCGAGUUAGCAGUACCACCAAAGACUAAACUUCUCAAAUGAUCUCAUGUUAGCAAUAGUUUGUCACCAGAAUCAACAGACUAGUAGAGGACAGAUCCACCUUUUACCCAACCAAGCACAGUGUGUUUCUGUAUGUGCAUGUGAAAAUGCACACACUGUAAAAGCAGAUUUUUUUUUGGCAAGAAAAAUGUCCUUUAAGUUUAAACCAAACCUACACCCUUGAUCUCAAGACCCCAGAACCACUGGACUAAACCACCAAACUGACUCCACAUGGACCAGCCUCAACACUAAAGUACUACUUCUGCAUUCAUGCAUCAGUAUGAACAAUGAGUCAUAUGUACCUGGUGUACAAUAAUGAAUGCAGAACUUCAGAGUACUUCUUCCACCACGAAUAUUGUGGAUGUUUAUAGCAGCGGGUAUUUACAUUCAUGAUUUUAUAUCUCUUGUUUUUAAGAAUCAGAGGUUUCUAAAAAUCUGUGGAAAGUGAACUUAACAAAUCAUAAAGUUAACUAUCUUCAAGUUCUAAAUGGAAUUGGUGAGGCCGCUCAGUCACAGCUUUGCUUCAUCAGACUACUCUGAUGUGAUCAGCUCCUCUUCACUCUUGUACAAGGAUGUUACAGCAUCUUUUAGAGGAAGUGGCAAAUACACAAAAAGUAUUCAUCAAAAAAGACGAGUCGUUGCCGUGUUGUCCCAAACCUUUUAUUGCAGCAAAAGAUCAUUUACAGAAAACUGUGACACUUCAAAUAUCCACAAUCCAUCAUUACUUCACAAUAAUUUAAGCAUCAUCAGUAUUAGACCUGCAGACAGCUGAGGCAGCUGUUAACAAACAACUGUAUUUCCUCAUAAUACUGUGGAGCUCGUCUACUGUUUCCAGCCGUCAACAACUGACCCCCUCUUUGUCUGGGAGCACCGCUGUCCAUGUCAUCGCAGCACGUACAUGACUUCUCAUCAAAGAUCAGUAAUGAAAGAGAUCCUAAUCUGUUUCACCGGGUUGCUGCAGUGUGUGGUUGCUCUGCGGCUUUAUUUCAUUGCUCUUCCUUUUGUAUUGUUAGAGAAUAAACCAUUGUCCUGAAGUAGCACAGCCCCUUAAACCUGCCUGUCAAACAUCUUAUGGCUUUGUGAAAAGCUUUCAACGUAUUUUCAAAAAUUUUUUUUUUUUUUUUUUUUAAACGUUAACUUUUAAAAAUCUAGAAGCUCUCUCUUGGUAAAGACUGUAAUCUUCAAUGUUAAAAAGGUUUUACAGUUCACAUUGACUUACAAAGUGUCAGGAAGUAGAAAAGACCAGCUAGUAGACGAGACAUCCUACAAAAACUUCUACUGCACACCAUGAAAACAAUCUGGUAGUUACAAAAUGUCAGGACUAGAAACACAAAGUGGGUCUGUGACACCAAAUAAAAGAAUAAAAAAAGAGGUAUGUUUUACGUGGUCUCUGUUCUUCCACUAGUAGUGUUGUGAUUUAUCCUAAAACAUCAGAUCGACAUAUUGUUUGUCCGCAUCCCAACAGGAAUGUGUUCUCCACAGAGCUGCACCCAUUUACCCAAAGCUAAAAUAUCUUCUGAUGCAACAGGGACACCAGAGGAUGUUUACCUGCAGAUCUGGCCAUCGCCUUCAAAAUAAGAUGCAUAACGCUCUCAUAAUUCCACAAUUUUAAUUCUGCGAUGGAAUGAUGUUUUGCUCUCUGAUAACAGGGCCCUGCUACCGAGGAUCAGUGACUGAAACACACACCAAGACAAAUUCUGAUUCUGUCACAAAGGAAAAGGGAAGAGUGACUAAAGAAACGUGUCGCCAACUUUCCCUUUUAGUAAAUAAAAAACAUGUCACUGAUGAUAAAAACAAAGAUGUCGGAUAAUUUAACUGGAGGCCGACUUCCACAGGAAUAUGAUGCCUGAUGCAUUUCUCCAUUUGUGAUUCAGAGAAAAGAAAGUGGAGUCUGGAUCACACGGGGUUAAAAUGCUUCAGUGCUACUAUCCUGUCUGCAUCAGCCUGCUAGACCAGAUCCAUGUAUAGCUGGUGUGUUUAAAA